Molecule: messenger RNA, 2395 nt
Organism: Galeopterus variegatus (Sunda flying lemur)
Lineage: Eukaryota; Metazoa; Chordata; Mammalia; Dermoptera; Cynocephalidae
Gene: SLC66A2
Product: PQ loop repeat containing 1
Exons: 4
Biological process (GO): retrograde transport, endosome to Golgi; phospholipid translocation
Cellular component (GO): trans-Golgi network; endosome
Source: RefSeq, a predicted model, not a curated record
CUCGUGUCCUGGGGCGCCGCCGGGGCCCUGGUCUUCGGAGGGGUGGUGCCGUACAUCCCGCAGUACAGGGACAUCCGGAGGGCGCAGAACGCCGACGGCUUCUCCACCUACGUGUGUCUGGUGCUUCUGGUGGCCAAUAUCUUACGGAUACUCUUCUGGUUUGGGAGGCAUUUUGAGUCUCCUCUCCUGUGGCAGAGCAUAGUUAUGAUUCUGACCAUGCUGCUGAUGUUGAAGCUCUGCACUGAACUCCGCGUGGUGAAUGAACUGCACGUGAGGCACCGCUCCUUUGCAGACUUCGAUCCCCACCACUUCUGGCACUGGAGCAGCUUCUCAGACUACGUUCAGUGUGUCCUGGCCUUCACAGGUGUGGCGGGCUACAUCACGUACCUGUGCAUUGACUCGGCCCUGUUUGUGGAGACCCUGGGCUUCCUGGCCGUGCUGACCGAGGCCAUGCUGGGCGUGCCACAGCUGUACCGCAACCACCGCCAUCGCUCCACGGAGGGCAUGAGUGUCAAGAUGGUGCUCAUGUGGACAAGCGGUGACACCUUCAAGACAGCCUACUUCCUGCUGAACAGCGCGCCCCUGCAGUUCUCCGUGUGCGGCCUGCUGCAGGUGCUGGUGGACCUGGCCAUCCUGGGGCAGGCGUAUGCCUUCGCCCGCAGGAUGCCCGCACCCCAUGUGGCGCACCCUGCCAGUGCCAAGGCUCUCUGAAGAGGCAGGAAACAGGACGUGUGACCCUGGCCAUGGGUUCCGGCCGGCCCUGGCUUCCCUGCGUGGGGGUUGGGCACACGGGCCAGGCGGGUGUGGAGAGAUGGUAUCUGGGCAAUGGGUCUCCAUUCGUCUCUGCCUGGGGUUCUGGGGCAGGUGGGGCUGGGGCUGGGGUUUGUGUUACCACCUGAGGACAGCAGAGUGCAUCUCACACUCUGAGGCCAUGUGUCGGGUGUUUUUAAGGUGAUGGAAAAACCAAGUGUUUUCUCCCACUUCCUCUCUAAAACAUCUGGCUUGGACCUGAAAUAUGCUCAUCAACCCGGGAGAUGGCAACCUUAGGAUUGCUGAAGGUGCGGGGCCCUUGGGAGCCUUCUCCGAGUCUCGGACCAGCCUCUCAGAUCUGCCUCAGUGUGCAGGCUGGGCCCAAGGGGGCCUGCAGCCCACAGGCAGGACUCAUGUGCCGGGCAGGUGAGUCUUGAGGCUGGGGAUGUGGAGGUGAGAGGGAGAUGUGGCGUCAGAAGCCCACCAUGUCCUGUGAACAGAGCCUGUGGAUUCCAUGUGACCCCGACCAGACGCCCUAGAUGGACUGGGCAGCCCAAAGUCAGGGUCAGGGUUUCUCUUCCCUGGUACAUGUGGGAAUGAGGCCUUGAGGAUGCAGAGAGCCGACUGCCUCCUAGGGCUGGCCCUGCCACUGUCGUGCCCCACAGGGCCGAGACACCUGGGCGCUGCCCCUUCCUGGGAGAUGCUGUAUGGACUGUGCAGGGUGAGCUGUGCCUAUGCCUGGCCAGCCUUGCCGGAGCGAGCUCAGGCAUGUUCGAGUUAGAGCCAGUUCUCCUCGAGUCCAGAGGACACGGCAGGUGUGAGGAACCCCAGACCUUGUGGCAUGUGGCAAGGCUGAGGGGGUGGGUUCAAGGCUGUGCAGAUGCAGCCUGGCUACCUCCUGGAGGAGGCUCCGCUUGUGAAGAUUCCCCGAAUUCUGUGUGUCAUGCACACAGGCCAGACACAUCCCGAUCUCUUUUCCAGGACAGAGGCCAGCUUCAGGUCAGGGGUGGGGAUGCUGAGGGCAGGCGUCCUUUUAGCGUGCAGGGUCCUGGCUGCUGGGACACACUCUCUGUUGCCGCUGCCCUGGGUGCCCUGCCAUUCUCUGUCCACCCAGAGUGAUGGGUCCACAGCUCCACUCUGGCUGCGUCUGGCUGUGGUGGAAGCCACUGACUGACAUUCUCUUCCCAUAUUCUGCCCCCACCCUGCCCCUUUCAGUUGAAUAUGAGGUCAUGCCGGGCUCAGCCCUGUGCUGACUCCAGCCAGCUCCCAGGCCCAGUGUUCUAGAUGCUUCUGUGUGCCCCCACGGGCACCCUCUUCCCUUCUGCUGGCGGAGGGGCUGUGCCGAUGCUGCCCACGCUUAGCACCAAAGCUCGACGACAGUGUUUUUGCUGUGGCUGCUGGGAAUCAUUCAAAGCGGUUUCCUCCUCCUGAGUUUUCCUCAGAAAAACUCUUCAAUGUGGUGAGUGAGGACCUCAUUUAGCUCACUCAAGCUACUUUGAAAAUGUUUAUUUUUUUUAAAUGAAGUGAGAUGUCAGUAGCAGUAAUUGCCUCCAAAUUAAAACACCACUGGUUGCAGGCAUGGUGACUGGUGAACGAAUGUACCCCCACAUGGCGGCUUUGAAUCAAUAAACUAUUUGAGGAUACA